Eurypyga helias (sunbittern) is the source of this 1302-nucleotide messenger RNA. RefSeq names its product granulocyte-macrophage colony-stimulating factor receptor subunit alpha-like. Gene Ontology annotation, molecular function: protein binding; cytokine receptor activity. NCBI's taxonomy places the organism in Eukaryota, Metazoa, Chordata, Aves, Eurypygiformes, Eurypygidae. Gene Ontology annotation, biological process: cytokine-mediated signaling pathway; immunoglobulin mediated immune response. Bases 1 to 1302 code for a protein of 433 amino acids. The transcript has 13 exons. The record is from RefSeq and is a predicted model, not a curated record. Gene Ontology annotation, cellular component: external side of plasma membrane.
AUGUUUGAUACUCUUGGACACAUUUGCAUGACUUGGUGGUGUAUGAUGCUAUUUCAACCCUUGCAUGCUGACAUCCAGUGUACAGGGUCACAAGAAUCAACUUUUAGAAAUGUGAAAAUGAAUUGGGAGAAAAAGGAACUGUCCUGGGAGACCAGCAAGAAUUUCACUAUCUACAACUGUAACCUCAUGGCGAAGGGCAUGGGAAUUGUACAGAUAGAGGCGAAUAGUCCGCUCUGCACGUUUCCAGUGGAACAAUACAUACCUCUGCACAAAGGGUUACUCUUUACCAUCGAAGUGCCAAACACAAACAUCUCCGAAUCCUGCACCUUUAUCCCUGGAGGCAUGAAUGGGUCGGCCAUUGAAAACUUCUCCUGUGUGAUUUAUAACGUUUCCCUCAUGAACUGCACUUGGCAAGCAGGCAGGAAUCAAGCAGGCUGGAAUGCUCCAGCAGAUACCCAAUAUUUUCUCUACUGGCAGAACUCAAGAGGCAACAAUUUAACGGAAUGUGAGCUUUACAUUAAAGACGAAAAUGGCAGAAACACAGGAUGUAGAUUCAAAAAUGUAAAGAUAAAGAAUGAUAAAGCUUACUUCCGGGUGGACGGGUCUAGCAAACACUCCUCGAUCCAGUUGUAUGAUGAAUAUAUUAAACUGUAUAAAAUUGAAAUACUCACUCCCCCACUAAAUGUCACUGUCAAUUGUACUAAAGCUCCAGAAGGUUGCCUAAUUACAUGGAAACCACCCCAUACAAGUCAUUUGGGAAUGACAAACUGUUUUCAGUAUGAAAUUAGCAUACAGAGUAAGUCAGUUGUCAUCUCCUUCCAAGGUACUGGAGGUACCGGACGUACCUACAUGGAGAUGGAAGAUGUAACUCUCACCUUUCAGGAGGGGCCAUCGAAGGAUGAGCCCAAAAAGAAUCCUCCUGUAAAAGUAAGAACUGAGAGAUACAAAUACCAAAAUUACAAUGAGAAAAACAUAUACAUUCUGAGAAUCAGAGCCCGUGGAAACGCUUGCUUCGUAAGCUCAAACUGGGGGGAAUGGAGUGAACACGUUGAGUUUGGUGAAGGGAAAGAUCACUCUAUUUUUGUGAUUCUAUUUCUGAUAGCACUUGGAACAAUCGCAGUGACCCUGCUCCAAUAUUUUCUUUUCAAAAGGUAUUGCAGUUUCAAAAGCAUAUUUACUCCCAUUCCAAAACCAAGAAACAAAUUGAAUGCAUCGACUUACGAAGACAUCCAGACAGAGUAUGUAAAUCUACCCAAAAAACCUUGUAUGGAGGAAAUAACUAUGGUUGAAGAGAUGACCUAA